Messenger RNA from Mytilus trossulus (common blue mussel), 2379 nucleotides. Its product is annotated as GTP-binding protein GEM-like. Bases 286 to 1383 code for a protein of 365 amino acids. The transcript is spliced from 4 exons. Gene Ontology annotation, cellular component: plasma membrane. Lineage: Eukaryota; Metazoa; Mollusca; Bivalvia; Mytilida; Mytilidae. Gene Ontology annotation, molecular function: GTPase activity; GTP binding; calcium channel regulator activity. The record is from RefSeq and is a predicted model, not a curated record.
UGUGACCAAUUGAUUAGUUUGUAGCGUGAAAUCAGCAUUCAGUAGCACAGUAGGAGCUUAAUGCUUGUCAUCCAAUAAAAAAUCAGCUAUCAUCUAUCAGAACUAUCAGAAACCAAAUAAAUUUACAGGUUUUAUAACAAAUCAGACAGUUUGUUUUUAACAUUUUAAAACCAUGUGCUAUAAAAAGGAUUUACAUGCCGCCGUUUUUUAAUUAUUUCAAAUGCCUUUUGGCUUAGAUGGAUGUAAAAGAAAAUCAAAGUGAAAGUGACCGUUGUUUUAUUACGAAUGAAAAUGCAUUAUAAUUUACAAGAAGUUGAAGAAGGGAAACUAAUGUACUUUGAUAAAAUGAAACAUGUUCCUAGCCCUCUUAUUGGGGAACAUGUGUGCAAAGUUUCGAACAAUAAUCUGGACAUAAGUCCCAGACAGAGGGCUCGAUCAACCUCAAUGAAAAAGCCUAAAAAUAAAACGUUCGAAAAUUUCGAAAUGGAAGAAAUUCGUCCGAGAACAAGCAGUUUACCAACGAAAAAUAACUACAGGAGGCCUUUAAUAAAGAACUUGAGAACAAACUACGAAGACCAAGAUCAUGACUUGUAUAGACUAAGAACUUUUGAUGUGACAUCGAAAGGCAUUGUCAACCGAGGGGAUUCCAUCAAGUCUCGAAGUACUAACAGUAUUGUUUCCUCAGAGGGUGACGGGAAUGUAUUGUCUAUCGAAUCUAGCUCAUGUUCUCAAAAUAGUUUAGCUAACAGUGAUGGUUCUAUUCAUAAAAUCAAGCCUUAUAGAAUUGUGAUUCUCGGUGCAAUAGGAGUUGGAAAAUCGACAAUUGCUCAACAAUUCCUGACAUCGGAGUAUCUUUUCGAUACAAGCGUAGACAGCGAACAAGAAAAAAUGGUUUCUGUCCUACUAGACGCAGAGGAAUCUACAAUGGAGUUUGUUGAUCUUGAAUCAGACUCGGCUGAUCAAGUGGAUGGAGGUUACGAUUGCUACGUAGUAGUUUAUUCAAUUGAUGAUAGAAAAACAUUUGAUAGAGCUGUGGAUAUUUUGUAUCAUCUUCGAAAGGAGAAGCAUAAGAAAUCAGCCAUGAUUUUAGUUGGCAAUAAAAGUGACCUUGUUAGAACAAGACAUAUACAGGCUGAAGAGGCAAAGCCUGUAGCAGUACAAUACGACUGCAAAUUUAUAGAAACCUCUACAGUGCUUAACAUCAACAUCGACGAACUUUUGGUUGGAGUAUUGAAACAGAUUAGAUUAAAACACAAGAAAGACGAAAAGGAACGUACACACGGGACGGAAAUUGGUUGCAUUAUGAAAAGUAAAUCAUUGCUCACCAAACUCUUCGGGAAGGACACGUUUUCAAAAUCAUGUGAAAACUUGUAUGUUUUAUAAUAAUAAUAUGUAUGUUUCAUAAGAUUGUAUGUAAAUGCUUUAUUUUGGAAGCAUUUUUUCAAUUCAUAUGUUCUAAAUUGAACAUCUAUAUGAUUUUUCUGAUCCAGAAAAAAAACAGGUUUCAUGGUAUAUUUUAGUACUUAGUACAACUAUGUGUAUGUUCAUUAAAUAUUUUCGCAGUUGUUGAUAGAAGAGUAAAGAUUCAUAACAAUUUUAUUUAUUUUUGAGCAAUUAAUAUUUUCGAACAAUUCUAUGAUUGAACAUGUUGUAUGCAUGAAAUUUUCAGUAUUUGCAAUGAAAUGAUUUGUUGAUUAAAACAGUGCCUGCGAAUAGAAUCAUAUACAGUGUUAAUAGGUUUUUUGUUAAGUUAACAUGUAAUUUCACUUGAGCUGUAAGAUUUUUGCUGCUGCAAUUUUAAAUCAGAAAAAGUUUUUGAAUGUUAGAUGUCCAGAAUUUAAAUUGUACAGUUAUAAUAAAUAUCAACUGAUGUUUUUGUUUUUGCCGUUGAAUAAAAUUGUUUAAACAUAAUCGAUUAUAUACUUAAAAUGAUUUGUCUUCUGUCGACGAAUAGCUAAAGAAUAUGGAGUUAAAUACUUAUAAAAAGAUACUUUUUAUAAUUAUUUUAUUUUUGCCUCAAUCAUUUUUUGUCAAUGUCUUUUUCCAUCUCAAUAUGUUUUUGAAAGAUAUAAUGUUUUAGAUUUUAUUGAAUAUGUAACAUGACAUUGAUGUUUAAACUGCCAUUAUAUUUUGCAAUACAGUUGUGACAAUCUGUAUCUCGAGUGCGACGAUUUAUAGUUUCACUCAAUUUUAGAUAUGAAGUAAACAAUGUCAACCAUUUAAUCAUUCAUUCAUUCAUUCAUUCACAUCUCUUUUCAUAUUAAUUUUUGAAAAACUAUUUGAAACUAUUUUUGUGUUGACAGACAAUGUGUUUAACAGAGCCUGUGUAAAUAUUUGAAUUAAACAGAAGUGAGUUGUACAAUAAAAGUUUAAAAAAAA